GCAGUGCUCGGCGGCUCUGACCUGCAGGUCACGUCCUUAGUGCUGCUCAUGUCUCCUCCGGCUCCGCUCCCGCUUCGGCGUCCCCUCCCGGCGCAGCUCCUCGCAUUUUGGUUCCGCUGAGCCCUGAGAAGCUUAAGGCGGCGGGCGAAGGGAGGAGGAGGAGGAGCUGUUUGGGAGCCCUGCCAAAGCUACCCGGCCUCUUCUUGCAGGAACUGGUUUCCGGUCGGAAGGCAUUAGGAGAGCACGCGCGGCCGUAAUUAGAGGCCGGAUGCUUUCGGCUGUGGCGGAAAUGGAGGCCGGCGGCGGCGGCCAUGGAGACUUGCCGAAGCGCCUUGCCAGCCUGUGGGGCUAGAGCGGCCGCGCGCCUGAAGCGCCAACCCGAGCGAGGCGGCGCGCCCUCCAAUGGCGCCUCUGAACAAGACAGUCGUUCUCAAUCUACGGUGGCGCCGAAUCGUUUGGGAGCUGCGCAUCGCCCUAUCUAGCAAGGAAGAUGGGAAGCGUCACAGACACCAGGAAUCAUAGAAUCGUAGAGUCGCAGAGGUCACGAGGGUCAUCUAGUCCAACCCCCUGCAAUGCAGAAAUAUUUUGCCAACGUAGGGCUCAAACCCAUGACGCUUAGAUUAAGAGUCUUAUGCUCUGCUAACUGAGAGACAAUAUAUUUCCUUCUUUUGCUUUCUUGUCUCCCCAAAUAUAGAUGCAAUGUGCAAGGCUAAGUAGAUUUAAUCAGAAGUAAGGCUAUUCUCUACUUAGUGUGCUUAGGGUUGCAGUCCUUCUCGGAAGUAAUUUUCUAGAGGCAAUAUGCAGAAAGAAUUUAAGCGCUCUUCAGCAGAACAGCCAACUUGCCACGACACACCACCUUUGCAGCAUCUGCACUCAGUGGCGUAGCGUGGGGGGUGCAGGGGGGCAGGCCACACCGGGCGCAACAUCUGGGGGGGGGGCGCUCGCACUCGCAGCUCUCUGCCCCUACUAAAAUCCACGGGUUAGGGGGCGCAAAUUACUUGCCUUGCCCUGGGUGCUGACAACCCACGCUACGCCACAGUCUGCACUACAGACUUUCAAACGUUGGUGUUGAAAUAUAUACAAAAAAAAUUAAUCAGUUUGAGUUGUGUGACUCAAUUUGAGUCUACUAGACCCCAAAAUUUUAAGCAACAUGGACUGAAGUCACUUAUGGUGCCUGUCUGGGAUUAGGGCCCCUGAAAUGUAGGCUUCAUUAGUUUCAUAGUAAUCUGCUCCAGGGUUUCGUAGAGCAGAGUCCAAUUCCUCACAAGAACUUUACACAGCAGGCAGGCAGAUCACAUGGAGAUAGAAACCUUGCUUCCUGCAGCUAGUAAGAUGGAGUCCUGGGUGGUCCUUUAGCUUUGAUUACUGCCUUGGUUCUUGUUUGGAGCUGCUUUAAGUUAUAUUAGAAUGUGGUCGGUAAGAACAGCUUUACAGUGGUACAUUAGGUUAAUAACUUAAUUCAUUCUGGAGGUCCAUUCUUAACCUGAAACUGUUCUUAACCUGAGGCACCACUUUAGCUAAUGGGGCUCCUGCUGCCACUGCGCUGCUGCUGCGCGAUUUCUGUUCUCACCCUGAAGCAAAGUUCUUAACCUGAGGUACUAUUUCUGAGUUAGCGGAGUCUGUAACCUGAAGCAUAUGUAACCCUAGGUACCACUGUAUUAUGCUGCUAGGUUUGCCUGACUGCUAUGCUAGCGGAGAAGCAGGUGCCAGCCCCAAACUUCCAAGUCAGUUUUCUUUCUGUGCAAAGGAGAAAAUAAGGGGCCUUUCUGUUUUAACAUCAGUUAACAUAGCUUUGGGGUUUCGGUUUUAUAUGCAGAGAAACAAAAGGCUAGCCACUAGCAGGAACUGAGCCAAUAUUGACCACGGGAGUGGACAAAUUACAGCUGCCAUACUGUGUGAAUCUACAGCAGAAUAACCUCAUCAUGAUGUGAAAAAACAAAUACUGGCUCUUUAAGGGAAUGUCCACCUGCCAGCCCUCCCUCCCUGCCCCCUUCUCUUAAAGGAGUAAUUGGCUCUCUGAACUGUCUUUCUUACCUGCGCAGCUAACAAACCCCACCCACUUUCCUAUGCCCAUUUCAGUGGUUAAGCUCUGCCUUUCACCCAUAAGCCUGUGCCAGGUAGAAGACCAGCUGCAUUUGCACAAGGAGGAGGCAGAAAUCAUGCAGCCUUUGGACUCGGAGAGAGGCUUAAUCAAAAUCAGCCACUGUAAGAGAGACAUCUUUGGUUCCUUUGUGCCCAAGCAUUGUCCCCUGUGUGGGCAGAGCCUGUUCUACAGGAAACUGGAAGAAGCACCUGUCACUAUCCCCAGCCCAUUUGUUAAUGGGCACAGAGAAAGAUGUUCUUUUUUACUUAAACCUACUACAGGAACCUUUCUGAGGUAGGAUUUUCUGCUCAACAAUGCUAUGUUUGGUAUUUAUGUUCAUUUUGCUUGAUUGUGUGCUCAGAAAGAAGACACAUGAAAGCUACCUUACGAUGGAUUAGAUCAGUCCAUCUGCCACAGUCCACUGAUGGGUAGCAAUGUUUUCCCAAGAUCUGGGGCUAAAUUCUCUCUCAUCCUUGCAAUGUGGCAGCAGGAUUAGAGGUGCCAAGGAACGAGAAGCAUGCAGUGCAGAAUGCUGCAGCAUGAUGAUUGAUAGGAGUGAGAUUUUGCCAGCAUGAUGGUACCAUUGCUCAAAGAUCUGUAUUGGUUGUCAGUUUGUCACUGGGCCACAUUCAAGGUCUGCCAUUCAAGGCCUUAGGAGCUUGGGACCAGUUUACUUAAGGGAUUGUCUUGCCCUACAUGUGCCAAUUUGACUGCCAUGUUCUGGGGAACUUGCACUUUUACAAGUGCCAUAUAAUGUCUGCUCUGCCUUUGUGAGGAGUCGAUCAUUUAGUUUGGCAGCACCCUCACUAUAUUUCAGACAUGCACUGAAAAGGUUUUUAUUUUAGCAAGCCUACCCAGACAUAUGAUUUAGUUACCUAUACUUGUUUUAGAAGUUCUACGGGUUUCAUCUGUGUCUUAAUAAUUAUUAUUUCAUGUAUGUUUCUUAAUGGUGUAUUUUGGUACAAUUUUAUUAUGUACACUGCAUAGAGAGUUCUAGGAUUAAAUGGUUUGUAAAACUUUUAAAAUGAAAUAAAUAUGGCACCUUCUGCAGACAAACCAUGUGGUCUUAUUCUAAGCUCUGGUGUAGAAAUGAGUAAAUUCUGCAUAAUUUACUAAAGUGAGUCAAAAUUUAUUUUGAAACCAAACUGACAGGUCAGGAGGUCUAAUUUAGUGAUCAACCGUAAACCGCUUUGAGAUUUUUUCUUUAAAAUAUAAAGCGGUAUAAAAAUGAAAACAAACAAAUAAACAAACAACAACAACCACCUUUAUAGAGUUACAAAUCCCACGAUCAGUUUAGCGCAGCAUUUCUCAAUCUUAGGUCUCCAGCUGUUUUUGAACUACAACUCCCAUCAUCUCUAGCUAGCAGGACCAAUGGUCAGGGAUGAUGGGAACUGUAGUUCCAAAACAGCUAGAGACAAGAGUUUGAGAAACACUGAUUUAGAGUAAGGGUAGGGAACCUCUUGUGCUUCAGGCCAGAUUUGGGCCAACGGGAGUUCUGCUUCAAUAUAUGAGGCCAUUCCUUGCAAACCACACCCAACUAUCCCACAUCUGUGGUCAUAUUUGGUGCCAUGGGACAGGUACCCACAUAGCUGCAAAGGAACAAUGGGGAGCUUAAAGGUUCCCCAUGCCUGGUUUAGAGGAAUUAUAAAACCUACAGAACGUGGGGUGCAACCUGAUGAAAAGUAUUGAUCAGUUACUUGCAUGAGUUUUAGUUAAGUAAUCUAUCAAUAACAUUUGCAUUAGGAUGAAAAUAAUUCCCAAAAUAAACUUGUUAUUGUUGUUGAUACCUCUUCUAAUAUGGUGCUAACCACCUGCAGUUUUAUAAGUGCUUUUUUGUAUGUAUAUUAUGUAUAAUUUGCUGCCAGAUUGAGGCAGCCCUUUACUCAUUUAGAAGUUUAAUUAAUUAAAUGGAACAGUAAUUACAUUUGAUAAGAUUGUAGUCAGUCUUUUCGGGGCAGAGAGGGAACAGGACAUUUCUCUAUAUUGCAAAAAUAUAGCAUUCCCCCCCCCCCCAAUAACUGGAUUGUUUUCUAACACGAAAAGAUAUUAAAUGUCUUCUUUCAGAGGGUAUGAUGGAAGUUCUGAUCUCCAUGUUGGAAUAACCAAUACUAAUGGUAAGAGACAUUUGUAAUUCACUUUCUAAAUUAAGAUUCUCUAUGUGAAACAUAAAUGUCUAUUGGACUCCUUUCCUUCUCUCAGGUUGCUCAUCCUUUGCCUAUUGCCUACAAUGUCUCCCCCUUCAACCUCCUGGCAUUCUGGCCCUUGAUUUCUCUUCCUUUCCCAAGAUAUCAGGCUCCUUGCUGCAAUCCUUCUACCACCAAUCCCCUUUCUGCUAAGUCUACCUAACCAUUUUUGCUGGGGAAAGUUCGCAUAUGUGAUUGCCUGUAGCUAGAGCUCUUUUCCCUUGUGCCUAGGGAUGUAAGAAGGCAUAAUUUUUUGUUCCACUUGUAUUGGUUUUAUGCAGCACUGCUUCCGUUACACCACCAUUUGUCUUCUGCCAAAAAUGUUACUUUUUUGCUGUCUGCUGUGGCAAAAUUACACAAUCUAGGUAAUUAAUUAUGCCAUUACAUUGACAUUCACAGGACUACAUACUCAGGGUUCAUAUAACCAACAUUUUUAGAACUACCGUUCAGAUGAGCCUGUAAAAGAAAUGGGAAUGAUGUUGCAAGUGACAGAAAUUAACAGAAUGGAAUGAAUUAUACUAUUGGUCAACAUGUCAUAACUAAUCCUUGCAUUUUGCAUUUCUGAUUUGCCCUGUUGCUGUGUAUUUAGGUUUAGUGUAUAAUUACAACGAAACUGGAGUUAACAAAGCUGAGCAUGGAUGGGAACAAUGUGUAAGUGUUCAUCUAGUCCAGCCUGACAUGUAUGGCCUGCUUAACCAAUGGGAUACAUACCUAGAACAAUUCUCUGCAGCAGAAAUCUGGCUUCCACACAGGUAAGAAGCUCAAUAGACAAAUGUGACUAUGGCAGCUAAACUAGACAUCCUUUGUUUUGGAACUCUGCCUAGGUGGUAACUCAGAGAAGGAUCUGAUAUAGUCAUUUGGAGAAAUGGUUUUAGACAAAAUUACUCUGAGGCCUCUUUCUUCAUUAACCCUUCUUUAACCAUUUCUGUAUAUUUUGGGUUUAAUUGAGAGAUUCUGAUAGUAUGUAUUGUAUGAACAAUACUAGAAGGGAGAGGUGACUCGAGACAUCGCAAGCAGUUCCAUGUAACUUUGUAGUGUUAUGGUUUUGCAUAAUAAAUUAUCACUGGACUCCAUCCUAUUCUCAGUUAACGCUCAUCUGUGCAAUCAAAUAUAUUGUUGCUGGCUUUAACUUCUGUUCAAAGUUGUCAGAUGUGUUUCAUAAGGAACAGGAAUUGAUUGGAAUGUAUACGACCGCUUGAUACACUGAUCAAGAGGGAACGGGAUGUAAGCAUGUACAGAAUUGCACUUCUGUUGGAAGACGAACAAACAAAACCAAAAUUGAAUACAGGCAGGUUUUGCUGCUUUCAUUAUUUAUGUCAGCCUCUCUCAAUCAGGUGCUCUCCAGCUGCUUUAAACCACCACUCCCAUCAGCCACAGUCAGCAUAGGCAAUUGUCAGAAAUGAUAGGAGUUGUAGUCCAAAAUUUCCAGAGUACCAGAAGGCUAAUCUAGGCCUUAGCAAAAUUUCAGUGUCCAUAUUCACUGAUCCAAUGAUUAUUAGGAUUGAUUUCUCUUGAAGUACAUUCCAAAUACAGUGGUACCUUAGGUUUAAGUACUUAAUUCGUUCCAGAGGUCCGUUCUUAACCUGAAACUGUUCUUAACCUGAAGCACCACUUUAGCUAAUGGGGCCUCCCACUGCUGCAGCACUGCCACCACACAAUUUCUGUUCUCAUCCUGAAGCAAAGUUCUUAACCCGAGGUACUAUUUCUGGGUUAGCGGAGUCUGUAACCUGAAACGUAUGUAACCUGAAGUGUAUGUAAUCCGAGGUACCACUGUAGUCCCUCGAGUACAGCCUAUGGUUUCAGUGUGGAAAACGAAACAUAUUAUGUUUGCUUUUCAAGUACUUCUAACGACAGGAACGUCAUUCCUAUAAAGGCUUUAGUCAAGCUAUUUUUCUGCGACCCAGCAUAAUAUAUACAGUGAUGAUUACAAGUACCAAAAAGGACCAACAAAAGUUAAAGACCUGAUGAUUACUUACAAGUUCUGGAAUUUUGAAAAAAUUAAUGUAAACGUAGAAUAUAUUCUCUCUUACUUUAAUUGAACAAGAGCUUUGUGUAGGUUUCAAGUAAUCCAAGAAGGGACUCAUUGGCAUCCCCAAGCUAUGGAAAAGUUACAGGCAAAGACACUACUCUGAAAAUUACAGCACUCUUUUUGCUAAGAGUAUGUGACAUAAGAAAUGCUGGUGGUGAGAGCAUGUGUCUACCAUGAGAUUUGUAAUUUUACUGCAGUUAGGUAAGGAAAGAAAGACAUAAAUCUUAUUUUUUUAUUUUUUAAAAACCAUUUUGUUCUGGAUCCUAAACAGGCAGUCAUAAAAUUUGCGGUUGAGCCCAUCAUCUGUUUUUGUUUUAAGCAAAGCCCACCCAGUAGUGUGUUGCCUAAGAAUAGGCUGCAAAAGCACUCAAAGCCACUGGGUCCUUUUAAGAAACCUAAACUUGUAUCUCAUAAAAAUUAACCCAAUACAUACUUGGAAUUUUAGAGAAAUGGGUUUUCAAAGUGAGAAACUUACCAAAAAAUAAAUUUAAAAAAAUCAUACAAGGAUGACAUUCCCUGGCUUCUUUUAUUUUUUUGUAUUUUGACCAAUUUUAAUGAAUCAGCACUGUUCUAAUAAUAAUGAGGAGCACAUUGCAAAGUUAACCUGACUACAGAGUUCCUCAGUUACACUUCAGUUAGUAUAUGCAAACCACAUCCUUACAGCUCCAUAUGCCAUAUAUGCAUGUUUUGUUACCCACUGGAGAAUCACAGGACAAGUAGAAUCUCGGGCACACGACAAUAUGCAAAAAGAGAUUAAAUGCUAUUGCUAAAUUCAGCUUUCCAAGAAGAGAAAAAUGUAAAGGUGGUAAGAACUGCAUCCAAGAUAAAUUUAUGGGUGAACCAAAUAUAACUGAAGGAAAAUUAAGCCUCAUACUGAAAGUUAGAACUUUAAAUAGAAGGCAGAAGUUUCCACUUGUGUAGUUGUUGUUUUUUUAAAAAAAAAUAUGAGGGCAGUGUGAUGUAACUCACAUGGCACAUAUGACAUGAAAGUUUUGUCCAGGUGGGGGGGGGGGAGGUGAUAUUAGCAUCUGCAUCUUUCCAUCAUUUCCAUGUGUAACUUUGUAUAGACAGAAUGAAUGUGACUAACCUCAGCAAACAUAAGACACUAACCAAUGGUGGCUUUGCUCCACCACAUCCCCAAGUUCCACCGUUUAAAAAAUCCUUCCAUAAAUGAUGUUCUGCUGGUGCAUGUUUCCAUUGGUCAAGGAUUGCUCUGGCAUAAUGGCCUGCCUGCACCAUCAUCACAAGCUAAUAAAAUGUUUAAUAGUCAUGUAUCACAUUGGUUUCUUAUGCUCAUUUCUGGUUCUCCCUUUAAUAGGUAUGAAGAACAUCUCCAUAACUGUUACACCUAUGCACUAACAUUUAUUAACUGUGUGCUUAGCGCCCAAAAGAAGCAGCAAAUGAAUAAAAGUGAAUUUACAGAGAGAUUUGUGAUUCCACGAACAAGGAAAGCUUCCAAGUAUAUCACCAUCUACAAGGAAAUAUGCAAAAAUGGCUUCUAUGCGGUUGACCUGCCUGCUCAGGAGGACACUGCCAUUUGAAUUUAUAAUGAGGGAACUGUAUAUGCAAUGGAAGUAAAAUCAUUGUUAAGGCAAUUAUAUUUCUUGUUCCUAUCAUCUCACAAGAAAACAUGAAGCUGGGACUGCAACACAUGUAUUAAAUCAUGCUGCAUGUUUACUCAGAAGGCGGUCCCACAGAGAUUGAGGAUUAAUCUCAAGUAUCCAUAAGACUAUGGAACCUUGAGGCUGUUCCAAUAAACUUCUACUUUUCUAAACAAUGACAUUUGGAAGAAUGAAAUAAAAUAAAGACAUUAUCUGCA
Messenger RNA from Podarcis lilfordi (Lilford's wall lizard), 8114 nucleotides. The record is from the annotation of a GenBank genome assembly. NCBI's taxonomy places the organism in Eukaryota, Metazoa, Chordata, Lepidosauria, Squamata, Lacertidae.